AACGCAAAAACAUCUCAAUUUAAAUUCAAAUUAAUUAUUCUUCCUAAUUCAUAGAAAAUGGAUCCUUUUUGCAAUAUUUGCUUCAAGAAUUUUCAGGCGGCAAAGUGUGAGCUCUUCUGCACUGAUUGCCAGCACGUAAUCUGCCAGGAAUGUCUCAAGGGGAGAGAUUUUUGCGGGAUGUGCAACAAGAAAUGCCGCCUGAUGAAGAUCUCCAACACCAUGCCACAGAAUAUGAAGAAAUUCUUUACGGAUGUACGUCCCGAAUUAACAGGUGUCAUAAAGAUUGUAAAGUUUCAGGAUGCCCAGAGGGCCAUUGGAGUGAAUCACGCCCAGAGGAUCCUCAAGGAAUACUAUGAUUCAAAGAGACGCCUCGAGGCUAUCAAGAAGGAGUACGAUGAGCUGGGUAAGGAAUUUGCAAAGGUCAAGCAGGAGGAGAGAUCAUCCGCCGGCAGCAAUCGUGGAAGUUUCUCAACUUUGCGAACACCCCAAUCAUCCGUGUCCGGGAAUUCCGGAUUUUCGGGAUCUUCCUUCACGAGGAACGUGAAUACUGUUGAGGAAGGAGUCAUGAUGGAUACAUCGCUGUGGAACUCUCCAGCUUCAUCAAUGGGGAAGUCCUUUGAUUUGAAUACAAUGUCCAACCUAACGCUUGGACCACGUCGUUCUUUGGGCACUUCCAGCCUCCGCAACAAGUUCCAGAAGUAAAGAGAAAAACUCACCAAAAAAA
Messenger RNA from Lutzomyia longipalpis, 724 nucleotides. RefSeq names its product RING finger protein narya-like. Gene Ontology annotation, cellular component: synaptonemal complex. Gene Ontology annotation, biological process: protein sumoylation; homologous chromosome pairing at meiosis; reciprocal meiotic recombination. Bases 58 to 702 code for a protein of 214 amino acids. Gene Ontology annotation, molecular function: SUMO transferase activity. The record is from RefSeq and is a predicted model, not a curated record. The transcript has 3 exons. Lineage: Eukaryota; Metazoa; Arthropoda; Insecta; Diptera; Psychodidae.